Helicoverpa zea (corn earworm) is the source of this 1356-nucleotide messenger RNA. RefSeq lists its product as uncharacterized. The coding region runs from base 204 to 941 and encodes 245 amino acids. The record is from RefSeq and is a predicted model, not a curated record. NCBI's taxonomy places the organism in Eukaryota, Metazoa, Arthropoda, Insecta, Lepidoptera, Noctuidae. The transcript is spliced from 5 exons.
GUGUUGUGUGAUUCACAACAUCGGGCACAGCGCGGGCUCACGGCGCAGGCACAGCGAGAUAAGCCUUGCUGGCGACCCACCUGCGGAGAUAGCGACCUGAUAACAGCGUGCAUACGGUGAUGUCGCCGCUAUCGCGCUAUCGCUGACACUCCGCCUGGCGCGGCGCACGGCACGAACACACCGGCACGCGGCCAGCCCCGAGCAUGUGCUGCCGCGCGGCCCCAGCGCUGCUGGCGCACGUCAACCUGCUGCUCACGGUGUACGGCGGCGCAGCGCUGGCGACGGCGGCGCGGCUGAAGUGGGACCCCAGCACGUACGUGGUGGUGCGCGAGCUGUUCCCGCGCGAGUACCGCGCGGCGGCGGCCACGCUGGCAGCGGGCGGCGCCACGUUGCUGCUGCUGCCGCACCUCGCGGCCGCCGCGCUCAACGCCGAGGCUCGCGCGCGCCGCCUCAUGCUCUAUGCGUACGCGGCGGCGAUGGCGCUGCUGGUGGCGGGCGAGCUGGUGUUCGGCGCGUGGCUGGCGGCGCAGGUGGCGGCGUGGCUGCGCUCGCCCGCCGCGCAGCAGAUGGCCGAGGCGCUGGCGCUGGGCGACCACGUGCGGCCGCUGCUGCGCUACCUGGCGCGCUGGCACCCGCUGCCCGACCGCAUCGACGAGCUGCUGCAGGAGGCGCAGGAGGACGCGCCGCGCAACGCGUACGUGGCGCUGGCGCUGGGCGCGCUGCUGGCGCUGCUGCAGCCGCUGGCGGCGCUGCUGGCGCUGCUGGCGGCGCGGGCCCCAGCGACUCGCGCGCGCUCCGCCUCGCUCGUGCCGCUGCAUCCGCGCCCGCCCUCCUACGACAGUGGGUGGGCGCGCCGCGUCGCCGCCUGCUGCGUUACCUACGUUAUCAAGAUAUACUAUAAGGAGAAAAAUGUGAAAAAGGCACAAAUCGACAGCUGUUGAGUGUUUGUCUGCAGUGCGGGCUACGACUACCAGAAGAUGCCGCGGACCACCUACAGGAACGGGCGCAUCGUCGUGCUGAGCCCGUCGCGCGCCUGACGCACUGACGCCGCGUGCUGCCCGGGGGCGCCUGGUGCGGCGCAUCAGCGUCGGCGCGUGCGAGCCACAAGUAACAAGCUCAAGAGACAUUACCAAUACUUACUAGAACUUGUGUUCACUUGUUUUUAUAAUUGAUAAGUAUAAGAGUACUCGCAUACUGCAGAGUAAACCGACAGCUGGCCCGAUGCGAUGGUGAGAAAAAAAUCGUGAAUUCAAUUCAAGGUUUCAGUCUGAUACCGGCCAAAUACCUGAUCUCUGUUAUGUGUAAGUCGUGGUAGCCUAGUGGGUAAAGAACCAACCUCUCGAGUAUGAGGGUGUG